UCCUGUUUUACGACAAAUAAAAAGACUAUUUACGGUAAUCACCUGUUCUAAAAAAAGAAAUUCGUCUCAUAACAAGAGAAAGAAAUUUAUUUAUAUUUUGCGUUUUAAGAAAGAAAAUGGACUGGAGAUAAUGUUUGUCAGAAGAUGAACGCACGAACACAGGUUUUUGAACUUUCUGUUGAAGGGAGACAAAUAGAAGAAGUAGUAGAAAGUAUCUUUCAUACAUUGCUACUACACAGAACUAUAGGAAAGUUUCACUUCAAACAAGAAUCAAGUUAUUCUAUAGGAACAGUUGGUAUAGUAGAUGUAGACUGUGAUUUUAUAGACUUUACUUAUGUGAGGACAGCCUCAGAUGAAUUAGACAGGAAGUUGAAAGGUCAUGUAUCUUUGUUCAGGGAUACAUUAAGGAGUCAGGAUGGACCAGGGUCUGGACAGAUCUCAUUAGAAUUUUACCAGAAAAAGAAAACAAGAUGGCUAUUUUCCCCAGAAUGCAUUCCAUGGGAAGUGUGGACCAUAAAACUGGAUAUACUCACUCUAUCUAAUGAAAGUGAGAGACAAUUAUUACGGGAAAAACUUGGAGAAGUUUUAGCAGAGAAAUUGAUGUAUGUAGCUGAAGCUAUGAAUAGACAUGAAUAUGUUCCUAAAAUGCCAAACCAGUCCGAACUGGAUCUUGUAUUUGAUACCACUAUAGCUGAUGUUCAACCUUAUUUGUAUAGGAUAUCCCACCAGACCACAACACCUCCCCCAUCUGUCAGUAAUACCAUGAGGAAAUUCCUGAAGGACACACUGGCAUUCUGAUACCACUCAUCAUUCAUGAAGAUUUUGCAUUAUUGGAAAAUUCCUUAAAAGAGUGUACAUUUGCAUUGUCACCAAAAUACUACUGUUUAGCAUAAGAUUAAAUCAUGGGAAAUUCCUUAAAGUGUGAACAUUAGCAUUGUGAUUUAAACUCCACUGUGCAGCAAAAAAUUGAAUCAUGGGAAAAUUCCGAAAAAUGAUGUACAUUAGCACCAAUCUUCCUUGUGAAGCAAAAGAUUGAAUCAUGUGGAAAAUUCCUAAUGUAAGACUCAUUAUAAUGUAUUAAAGUUUCAUGAUAGGAAAUUGCCUUGUAUUUUAAUUGGUAAUUUUUCGAAAAUCAUGAAUUUAUAUGAUAUUGUACAAGUUAAAAAAAAUCAUGACUUAGUUGGACAUAGGUAAGGUGCUUGGUAUAUAUAUUUAUUAUCUCCCCUUAAUAAUUCCCUUCAAAUAUUGAAGCAGUAUGAUAUAUAAAAUAUCUCACCACACUAAAUAUAAUCAUCAUGUGUGUACUAUAUUUCAGUGUGUUUCAUUCAAAUUUUCCAACAUUCAUUGUUAAAUUUAAUCACCAAUUGUAAAUUUUCACCUAAUCACCUUGGCUCCAUUAAGUUGAAAAUUUUCCCAUAGUUUUGAACAAAUACUAACAAUUGAAUGUGUUAUUAAUGUCUACAUUUUUGUGAAUUGUAUGUUAAUGAUAUUAAAAUUAAGAUGCAUAAAUUCAUGACAUUUUGAUAUGUAGUGUUUAAUUAACAUGCAGAUAAUUUGUAACCUUUUAAACUUAUGAUGUGUGCUGAACUAAUAAAUGUUAAGGAUUUUUAUGGCCCAACAGUGUCAGAGGAGGCUUUAAGUGUUACACUUGUCUUCUUGUCAUACAUAUGUGUGUCCUGUGUUUGGGUUUACAUUCUCCAACUGAAGUCUUGCAUCAACCAAAUGUUAUAAAAGUUAUACACAAUUAUUAUUACCACUAAUCUCAGAUCAACUUUGAAAGGUGGUGUCACUAUAACUGUUCUAGUUUUAUGGUCUGUUGAAAUUGAAUGUCAGAAUUGUAUCUUUUAUGCUAUUGUCAUUGUAGUAAUACAUGUAAUAGUAGUGAUAAGUUAUAAAAAUAGUAAAUGGUAACAAGUCUUUUUUUUGUUGCAACAUAUACAUGAUAUAAGAUUUUUUUUUAAAUUCUUAAUUUUUCAUUAAUUAUAAACAGUGAUCAGUGAUAAGUUGGGAUUUAAAGUUAGAGUGGGACAGAUUUAAGAAUAAGGAUGUGUUAGUGCAGUUUCUUGCCGGGAAAGGGACAACUUUAAAAUGAUGUUAAUAAACAGAAAUUACUGGAUCUAUAAUACUUUAUAAUUGCUAAAAGCUGUUUCUAGUUUAGAUAAAAUGAUAAUUUUGCAUUGAGAAGUAUUUACCAGUGUUUUCCAAAAAAAGAAUAUGUUUUUGCCUCUUUGUGUUAGGUUAAAUGAAGCUUAAGGAGAUCUGGUGGGGGAAAAUACAACAUUCAUAUAAGGUCACAAAAUGGAUUAUUAUAUUUACUGCAAUAAAUGUUAUUCCAAUGCAAUAUAUACUUUAUAUUUCAAGAUCAAACCAAACAAUCUACUAAACUUUAUAAUUAAUCACUAAAGUAUGUCUGAUAUAGAUAAUGUUCAAAGACUUGAUAUGAAAUAAAUAACCAAUUUGAAUAAAUAAUUACUGGUACUUGAUUUUGACAAAUGGUUCUGAUUUGUAUCACUAAGUUACUAACGGUUUAAUGAUAUUUUGUGAUAUUGAUAUUUCUAGUCAGGACGUAUAUUUUCAGUUUAUAAGCAAGGAUGCAAUGGCAAGUUUUUAAGGUUUGAUGUAAAAUUGUGUUGCAGUUUUUUGUUUUGUAUUUGCAUUACAUCUGAUAUUAAACAUAAAUCGUGAAACAGCAAAAUUGACAUUACACCAUUAUGUGCAGGGGAAUGAUUGUAAUACUAAUACAAAAAAUGUAAUUCUCUGCAAAUUUCCAAUCUAGGCAACCCUUUCUUGUCUUGCUUUGUGAAUAAUUCAGUUUGAAGGAAACCACUUUAUAAUUAUUUCAAUGGUAUUUGAUAUGCAGUUUUAUAAGCUUUGGCUUUUCUCAUUCCAACUGAUGUUAUUUGGCCUAACACCUUAAAAUCAUUAUUCAUGACUUUAAAUUUUUCAAUAUUUUCCUUUUCAAAUAUUACCAAUUUGAUUUCUACCUUUCCAUUUUAUUAUCAAAAUUACAAAAAGUGAUAAUAUAUCUGUAUUGAUAGCUUAUUCCAUGACUCAAAGCAAGCAGAAGAGCUGUUAUUCAGUAAGGAAAACACUAUUAAAUGUCAUAAUUUAUUAUAAAACAACAUGUAUGAUGCUGCCCCAUUAUAUGGUUGUUGUUUUUUUGUAUGUGGAUAGUUUUCUCAGGAAAAUAAAUCAUUCAUAACAAUGAUCACUGCAACCUAUAUUUUGUGACUGUAUGAAAUAUGAAUAAUUGAAUUAUAGGUGAAUAUUUAUGUAAAUUCAUAACUAAAAAAAACUAGUUGUUGGAAUGAUUAGCUAAAAAACAACUUUUGCACACACAAAAAAACAAAAUAAAAUUCAUCUCAAAUAUAUGUCAAAUGUGUGGUUUUUUUUUAAUUUGCUUUAAUAUUCACAAGACAAAAAUAACAAAAAAAAACCCAAGCAAUGACCUUAUCAUUCGAAUCAAUAAAUAAGAAUAAACACAGAUAACUUCAAUCAAACUGUCACAAACAACAAACACAUUUAAAAUUCAAAAUAACACAUGGUGAUUGUUGGUUCAAUUCAAUACUAUAUUCAAACAUGGUGUAUGUUUUCAGAUUUGCUUUUAGUUUUUUGUUUUGUAUGGAUCUGCAAAAGGGAAUAGUACAACAAUAGUAAAUAAAUACUAAUAGAUUAAUAUGUUUAACUUAGUUAGUGCUUUUAAUGUUCAGAAUAUUAGUUGAAUCCCAUAUGUUUUGAGAGAAUCAUUUAGUUUCAACAUUUUUGAAAAAAAUAACCAAGGAAGGUGUAAUAUACAAACCAUUGUGACUGCGUUUCACUUUGAGUUGUGUUAGGUAGCCUAAAUAUACAUAGUGGAUUGCUUACCAACAAAAUUAUGAGCCAAUUUACAAAUCCUGUUGCAUUAUUGGAGGUAAAAUGUUAAAGUUUAUCUGAUUGGUUGAACUGUAUUUUUCCUAGGAUAAGCUGACUUCCUGUAUUCAUCAAUUAACUUGUUAUUAAUAUACAUUGUAUUUACUGGUGACUUGUAUAUUCUACUAAAAUAGGUACAGAACAACAUUUAAUUAUUAAAUAGCUGUUGUGUAUCAGUUUACAAGACAGUUGUGCAUUUGAUAAAAAAAAAGAAUUAAUCACAUUUUUUUUAUUGUUAAUAUUUAAUUCUUUGAUGAUACAUGUAUGUUAUUAAAAGAUGUAUGUAUUUUCAAUAUUGAAUGAUUUUCAUAAAAUGUUGUACAAUGUACAUGAAGUGACUGUUUAGUUAUUUCUCAUAGCUACAUUAUUAAGAUGUACAUUUGAAUCAUUGCCAGUAUUUAUAUUGUGUCCUAACAUAAAGUUCAACAAUAAAUAAUAUUUUACCAAAA
This is a messenger RNA of Mytilus trossulus (common blue mussel), 4358 nucleotides long. Its product is annotated as autophagy-related protein 101-like. Gene Ontology annotation, biological process: autophagy; autophagosome assembly. The coding region runs from base 145 to 798 and encodes 217 amino acids. Lineage: Eukaryota; Metazoa; Mollusca; Bivalvia; Mytilida; Mytilidae. The record is from RefSeq and is a predicted model, not a curated record. The transcript is spliced from 8 exons. Gene Ontology annotation, cellular component: phagophore assembly site.